AUGGGAGGAGAUCGUGUAAAAAUUCCCGCUAUAGAGCAAGGAUCUCCGUCGACCCUGACCUUGAAUAGCUCUGGAUCGGCGGUGCCCGAAGAGCAACGCCAUUCGCACGAAAAACCGGACCAGACAGACUCAGCCAAUGCAUCAACUGGAGAAUCAUCGUGCAGCAGCAGCAGCUGUGGGACUCGUACUAAACCGCCGGACUCCGGCCCGCAUCCCACCAAAAACAGCCCGUCGACGUCCAACACAGUGCAUAACGGUUCUUUCGUGUUGAAUGCGAGCGGCGAAUAUGAGACGCGCCGUCUGCUCAGCGAAUUGCAUCAGGCCUGGAUGGAGUUCGAUCCUCUGUGUUCUGCGCUGACUCGAGUUAAUCGGCAACUGGAUGUACUGCAGCAUAAUCCUCCAAAGUGA
Molecule: messenger RNA, 408 nt
Organism: Protopolystoma xenopodis
Lineage: Eukaryota; Metazoa; Platyhelminthes; Monogenea; Polystomatidea; Polystomatidae
Source: the annotation of a GenBank genome assembly